Messenger RNA from Ectocarpus sp. CCAP 1310/34, 1821 nucleotides. The record is from the annotation of a GenBank genome assembly. Lineage: Eukaryota; Phaeophyceae; Ectocarpales; Ectocarpaceae.
AUGCUACUGCGGAAAGCCACCGAGAAGUUCGGCGAGGAGAGCAGCAAGUUAGUGUUUGCCCAGGCGAACGGCAGAGCUCCGUUGACGUUUGCGGAGCCAGUGGUCGAGUGGAAGGACAACGUGCCCCCCGAACUUGGAGCUUUUCUGGACGCGCUCGCUUACCCGGUAGAGGAGGACGCCAAUGAUGACGACCUCGUACGGGCGCGAGUCGCCCGCAAAUGCCUUUUGGCGGGAGUGCUGACAUCGUUCGCCCACGAGACGUGGUACAAGAACGCAAACAUUUCAGGUCUUUUCCUCAAGGACCAGUGGAUUCAAAGGGAUGGGUUGGAUUUCCUGGCGAGCAACUUCAAGAUCUCGCAAACAGAUAAUCAUUUGUGGAAGUUGCGAACGAGAUUGGCGGACAUCCUUGGCACCGAAAGCGAGAUGAAGAAGCUGGUACCUCUGACAGCCGCACUGAUGGCCGCGAGUUUCGACAACCUCAAUGUAGAUGUGUUGAGGCACUGGGGGGCAGGUGGACACGUCGACCUCAUUGCUGCCAUCGCGUACUUCCACGUUUUGAAGACUCGGGAAAAGGUCACCGAGCUUCAAUGCGUCCCCCCGACCCUAGACUUUGCUCGCGAUUUUGGGCCCGACAAUGAACGGCUAAUGGAGAUCUGGGGGCAGUUUCGACGUCGAGUUGUCGCGUGUGUGCGUCGUGAUUCAGUCAAGUCGGACGGGGACUUCGAGGUUCAGGUGGCCAGACAGGUCAUCGACGACGCCCAUGAAGAGCGCAUGGUGGGCGUUGAGGACCGCCGUGUACCCUCUGACGUGAAGGCGACCUACCUUGGUGUGGUGAAAUUGGGAACGAAAACACUGCCCGACAUCAUCGAGUACCUGGACGGGUUGAAACAAGUUUUGCACGCGGGCGCCGAACACGGAAGGAGGCGGGCAGUCAUUGUAGGCGAUCAGGAGACGUUCAAUCUUGUGCACAAAGCCAAACAAAAGUAUGAGGUCAAGUAUACAUGGGCGAUCCCGUGGGUUGGCGACUGGCACCUUCUUGAGCACACGCUCGACGUUAUGUUCCUGAAAUGGGGCGGGUUCGGUAUCAUGCCAUUGGCGAAGCGGAGCGACUGCUACAACAACAAGUUGGAGAAGAAAGAUUAUCACAACCGACACAACGUGUUCAUCGGGAUCAUGGAAGCGGCGUGGAGAGCCUGUGUUGCCGAGGUGGGGGGUUCGAGCGCGCCCGCUAUGACCGAUGACGACGUUCUCAACGAGCUGCUCGGGUACAGGACUGACCGGACGAAACACAAGACGUGUGGACAGUGGGUGGAAAUGCUUCUUGUCGACGGUAUGGCGUACCUGGCUCUUUACAUAGGCGACUUCGAUCUGCGCGAGGCCGCACUUCGCAAAAUCGCGCCGCUGUUCUUGGGAUACAACAAGUACAAGUACCACGACUCGUGCAUCAAACAUCUCGCCGACAUAUGUAGGAUGAGCCCUACCGAGCGUUCGUUCAUGAGCAAAACGUUUAGUUUGUCGCUUUCUGGUGUUCCUGGCAAGAACACUAGUCUCGACGAGAUCCAGGAGAUGACUAUGAAUAAGGACUUCAAAGGUGCGGCGACAGGGACGGACAUCAGAUACCUGCAGAAGCUCGGCCUCACGCUGCAACUUUUUGCUUGCUCCGUCCAAGAUUUCAAGGAGGUGUUUGGUAGUAAGCUUGUCUACAACCGAAAGAUAUACGCCAGUGCUCACAGGACUAUGUCGGUCAGGAAGAUGGUCGAGGUUCUCACCGCAGAGGAAAGCCCCUUCAGGCUGCAGAGCGCGUGUGGCAGGGAAGCUUAA